AUGUAUGACGAGAUGUUGAAGCCAAAAUUUCCGGUAGGGGUUGUGAUAGUCGGCUUUGCGGACGACAUCACCUUGGAAGCCUACGGUAACCACACCAAUAAUAUAAUCGACAUCAAAUACCGCAAAAGCGUUACCGAAUGUGGCGCUCUGGACCCCGGCAUCGACCUGCUCGACGCGCUAAGUUUACACACAAAUUUAUCCCAAUAUCAAGGGGUUACAGUCACACAAGAGUAUCAACAUCAAAGGGUAUAUCAUUUGUCAGGUGGCGAUCGAAAUCUUGUCCUUCCGACUAUGGUUUUUCACCGGGCCGUCGACAAGAUGAAGCUAACGCCCGAUUUCACGUUUGCCGUCGUCCUGAAGCAGGAGCAAGCUAACUCGGGGACCAUCGUUUCCUUUUCAAACGGAAACAAUAGGUAUUUAGAAUUACAAUCAAGUGGAAGACGUGACGAAAUACGUUUUCAUUACACACACAUAACAGCAGCGGGCGUGUCGCAGAUGCACACCGAGUCCUUCCCGUAUCGACUCGCGGACGACACCGAGCACAAGGUGGCGCUAACGGUCAGCGGCACCGAGGUGCAGCUGUACAUCGACUGCCAUCCACUGUAUAAAAGAGUGACACAUUUUUUACCAGAUAGAAAUUUUAGUGCUUCCAAUAUGCAAUUAUUCGUCGGACAAAGAAACUCAAAUAGUCAUUAUUUAUUUAAGGGUGAUUUAAAAGAUUUACGUAUUAUCACCGGCCCCUACGGUUAUUUAUCACAAUGUGAACUAAUGGAUGCACAAUGCCCCACCUGUGGGCAGUUUUUAGAGUUAGAGAACGCUUUAGUAGAAUUAAAACAAACCUUGUCGCUGUUAACAAAAAGGCUAGUGGCUGCAGAGAAUCGUGUCUCGUAUAUAGAGGAAUGUGAUUGUAAAAAAUCAUGCCUAAUUAAUGGUACAAGUAAACACGAUGGUGAUAUAUGGGAUAUAGGUUGUAGUCAGUGUAAAUGCGAACGUGGCGUCGUCACGUGUGGUCCAAGACCAUGUCCAGAGGUUACGUGUAAACAUCCAGUAUUAGAUGAGGGUGAAUGUUGUCCUAAGUGUUUAAAAAACUGUUAUAUUAAUAAGAAAGACUUCGAACACGGCGAGAAGCAGAUCCUAGGCUGCCGAAACUGCUCGUGCAUAGAUGGCAAUAUGAUGUGUGAUAUGCUGCAAUGUCCGGAGCUGAAGUGCCCCCCGGAGCAGCAGUUGUCGGUGACGGACGAGUGCUGUAAAUUCUGUCAAGGGAUGGACUAUUGCUCAAAGGGUCACGCAUGUCAUACUAACGCUACGUGUCUUAAUCUUAACACCAAGUACACGUGUACCUGUCGUUCGGGCUUCCACGGAGAUGGGUAUGAUUGCUCUGACAUCGACGAGUGCGCUCAACAAGGUGGUCUUAAUGGUAAUCACUGCCAUUUGAACACGCGAUGCGUCAACACGUUCGGUUCGUACGUGUGCGAAUGUCUGCCCGGCUACCGGCAGCUGGACAAGUUCAACUGCGUCGAGGUGGACGAGUGCAAGUCCGGAGAGCACACCUGUCAUCAGCACGCGGACUGCAUCAACACGGCCGGUUCGUUCCACUGCCGUUGCAAGCCGGGCUACCAGGGCAACGGGGACGACUGUAAACCUGUGUGCAAUCAAACCUGCCUAAAUGGAGGUGAAUGCAGGGCGCCCGGAGUGUGUACCUGCCGGGCAGGCUACGUGGGUGAAUCCUGCGAGAAGGAUUUGGACGAGUGCGCGACCGGAGUGCACCGAUGCAAGGAGACAACGAACUGUGUUAACAUGCCAGGAUGGUACUUUUGCAAAUGCAAACCUGGAUUUGAAACCAAAGGAAAUGAUUGUGUAGAUAUAGAUGAGUGCUAUUUGAACACGCACAGCUGUCACGCGACGGCCAGGUGCGUCAACACGCAGGGACAUUUCGAGUGCGUGUGCCCGAAGACGACCGACGUCGACGCCAGCACCAGCAAUAGGGGGUCGUGGUCAUCUGCCGAAUGUAGGUUAAGUUGUAUGUUUGAGGACAGCGAAAUUCCCGACGGUGGACAGAUUUCGCCCCGGAACCAGCCGUGCAAGGUUUGCACCUGUUCCAAGGGGGUGAUUAGCUGCGUUGAACCACCGUGCAACUGUUCGACCUGGAGGCGGGGCAGCGCGCGAGAUCUGUGCUGCCCGCAGUGUGAUCCCAAAGAGUCCUGCCAGCACCAGGAGCUGAAGCAUGUGACAUUUCGCAGCGGUGAGCAGUGGAUUUACCAGUGUCAGACGUGCGAAUGCCUGUAUGGUGAAUUCGACUGCUGGAAACUGGAGUGCCCUCCGUUAACUUGUGAUAAUCCCCUCCCACUCGGACCGGGUGAUUGCUGCCCACGAUGUCCGGACGACAUGUGUGGCUUCGCCAACGUAACCACCAACGGGAGCACGGGGGGAAGCUCGUGUCUGUAUGAGCAGCACAUCUACACCUCUGGACAGACGUUCAAAUACCCGUCCAGAGAGUGCGCCACCUGUUCCUGUAAGGUCCCCUACUGUGCCCAACUGGUGAGCAAUUCCGCGUGUUGUGUGCAUCGGACGGUAAGAUCACCUGCCAUUACGAUGAUCAUUGUAUUGACGAUGAACUACGAAAGAUUGAAGAGCAUCCUGCAAAUGAUAGUGUUAAGAGUAGUCUUUCUAAUAAUAAACCAUCGCAAACAACGACCCCAAAGACAUCACCGCAAUCAUCACAAGCAGCAGCAGCAGCCGAAGCAACAGAAACAACAAGCGACAGCAACGAGGAUAAUCCAGAAGCAGAAGCAACAGCAGCAGCAGCAACAAUCCCACCCACAGCCCUGUUUUCAGAACAAUCAACCACAUCAACCAGCAACUCCGCAGCCUCAACGAUACCAAAGCCAAAUGCAACCCUCUCCGCUCGUGUUCAACAGCAGCAGCAACAGCCGGACGAUAGUUCGGCAUCACAAGCCACCACACCCCCAGAGCAUCUUCAACCGCAGAAGCCACGCCCUCGAAAUCCGGCUAACGCAGCAAAGAAGCUACUCAAACGGUCGCUACCAUCCACUGUCGACGGACGACUCAUCGAGACCACAUCGUCUGCAGCACCUCUCCGAAGGUAUAUUGGUAACUAAGUUUAUCAAGAGCAAUGAGUACUAUCACAGUUGCGAGGCGGUGACGACCUAA
Molecule: messenger RNA, 3171 nt
Organism: Sabethes cyaneus
Lineage: Eukaryota; Metazoa; Arthropoda; Insecta; Diptera; Culicidae
Product: protein kinase C-binding protein NELL1-like
Exons: 15
Coding region: 1-3171 (1056 amino acids)
Molecular function (GO): calcium ion binding; protein binding
Source: RefSeq, a predicted model, not a curated record